GCUAGUACUUGUCUGCUCUGGUUGGUUCGGUUUAGAUAAGAUGAGUGGGAUUGGUUAAGACUGUCAGGGUAAGCCAAACAGAGACAAUCAGAGACAGAGUAGGUCGUGACAUAUUUCCUCCAUCCUUGGAAAAAAAAGUACUCGCCUACGAUAAAGAUGGCGGCGUCCUCCUCAGCAGGACGCGUUUUGACUCUUUGCAAGCAGUUUCAAAAUGUCUUUAGGAUAUCGUCAUCGAUAAAUACUCAGCACUGUUCUACUACUUUGAUCAAAUACCAGCCUCGUCUUUACAGGGAAAAGUCUCCACUCGCUGCCCUGUCUUGGUACAGUCCCGUCAGUUCUGUGGGACAGUGUCGAGCCCUGCACACAACCAUCAACAGGAGAGGGCUGGAAGAAUUCUUUGACCUCCCUGAAAACUGGGGAGAGACCAAUGUGAAGUCAGGUGCACCAUGGACUGCCAAACAGCUGAGAACAAAGAGCAAUGAAGAUUUACACAAACUCUGGUAUGUGCUGUUGAAAGAAAAAAACUUGCUGCUCACACUUGAGCAGGAAGCAAGAAGGCAAAGGGUUCAGAUGCCGAGUCCAGAAAGAUCAAGGAAGGUUGAGCGGUCGAUGAUCAGACUGGAGACGGUGGUGAAGGAGAGAGAGACUGCUCUGCGACUGCUGCAGACAGGACAGGAGAAAGCCAGACCAGGAGCCUGGAGGAGGAACAUAUUUGGAUACGUCUACUGGUAUCGAUUCAAAGAAUAUGCUAUUCCUUGGCACAUGAACAGAAGGUACAAGAGAAAGAGAUUUUUCACACCCAAGUUUGUCCAACCCCACAUAAGACUGCGUAUAGAAAAGCAUCUUCGAGAGAAGGCCAGGAAAGCCACAUUAGAGAAGAAAACGCAGUCCAAAGUUAAGGAGAAGUUUCCUCAUGUGAAAGUUUCCGCAUCGUGAAAUUUCAAGCGCACAUUUUGCAAUAUAAGAGUUUGACAGCUGUGAGCCUGACACGUGUCCAGAAACAAGGCCUUCUCUGCAUUUAUCUGCUGAGUUAAUGUCUGAAUCGGCUCAUGUCAAUAACUGAAGGUCUGAAACUGUUGUUCUAUGUCAAGUAUGAGUGCAUUUGUCCAACUGUUAUUGGAACCUAUAAGAUAAAUUAUGCUACAUCACCCUGAAA
Perca flavescens (yellow perch) is the source of this 1156-nucleotide messenger RNA. It is a transcript of the gene mrpl47, whose product is annotated as mitochondrial ribosomal protein L47. The record is from RefSeq and is a predicted model, not a curated record. NCBI's taxonomy places the organism in Eukaryota, Metazoa, Chordata, Actinopteri, Perciformes, Percidae. The transcript has 7 exons. Gene Ontology annotation, biological process: mitochondrial translation. The coding region runs from base 157 to 936 and encodes 259 amino acids. Gene Ontology annotation, cellular component: mitochondrial ribosome; mitochondrial large ribosomal subunit. Gene Ontology annotation, molecular function: structural constituent of ribosome.